CGAUGCGAUAACGACAGCACGUGUUUGAGGUUAUGUUAUGUUAUGAUUUGGAAAAAAGUUUUCACAAAACGCAAUAAUUUCGUCGCGCUUACCGCCACCGCGGCCCAAAAUCCGGGAUUCGCGUCGACAUUGUCGUUGUGUCGUACUAGUUCCUCGUUUCGUCUCGAUUCCCAGAAAAUGGAUUCGAAGAGUCUAAAGGAUCGACCGCUGUUCGCCGUCGUCGGGUGCACGGGCACAGGGAAAACGAAACUCGGUGUGAAGCUAGCUCAGGAGCUGGGUGGCGAAGUUGUGUCGGCCGAUUCCAUCCAAGUCUAUAAAGGUCUUGAUGUGGCCACCAAUAAGGCUACUAGUGAAGAGAUGGACGGAGUCCCGCACCAUAUGAUGGGCACGGUGGAUUGGCGCGACGAGUGUAACGUACACCAGUACAGAAAUGAAGCUCUAAAAAUUAUACAAGAUAUAUUCUCUAGGGGAAAUGUUCCGGUGGUGGUCGGUGGCACAUCGUACUACAUUGAAUCGAUUAUCUACGACAACCUGGUACAGGUAUCCGCUGACGGUGAACCGGAGCCGGAUGUGGCGGACGACGAAGACGAGCAGGACGACGACGAGCAGGACGAUGACGGCGACGACUUGUCCGUGGGCGCUUUUCGCGAGUACGCCGUGUUCCGAAACGUUAACGACGUCCCGACGGCCGACACGGUGGCCGGGGCCAAACGCAUGUACGCAGACGCGUUGGCCGAGGCGGUCAGGUUCGCUCAAACCAUGGCGGCUGUCGGCCGGUUGCCAUUCCGGCGGUACAGAAACACGUUCGUCGGCGUAGACUCGCGGGUACCGGAACCGUGGCCGCCGACAGUGGCCGAAUGCGAGACGGCCGCGUUGUACGCGCACGGCGUUCGCGUGCUCGACGCCGUGGCCGGAUCAGUGGGCCAGCCCGACGUCGGACCGGACGUUCGGUACGAAGUGACGGCCACGGACGUGGCGGUUGGUCACCGCGAGCGGUACGGGUUCGCCGACGUCCAGUCCAGGCUGAACGGUAUUCUCACGACGGUAAAAACGGCGGACCUCGCCGUGACGGAAGAAGUGUACGAUAACGUUCGGGAUGCCCUGUGCCGGGCGCACGCCGAGCUGCAGAUGCGGACGCAGCGGUUGGCGCUUGCCCUGUUGGUCGACCAAGAACGGACUGCCGUGGAUCUGCUGACGCCGGCCGCGCUCAAGGCACACGCCGCGUACUUCGACCCGGUGGCGGCCAGCGCGCUCCAUCCUCACAAUAUUCGCAAGCUGUUUAGGACUAUACAAAUCUAUCUGGUGCAAGGCAAGCAAAAAAGUAAGCUGUUUGAGGAGCAAAGAACUCGGGUGAGCGGGUCCGAUGUACCAGUGGUUGCUUUGCGGUUCAAAGAAGUGCACAUGCUGUGGUUAACAUGCGAUGCGGACGUUUUGAACAAACGACUCGAAGAACGUACGGACGAGAUGGUUGAACGGGGAUUGAUCGACGAGCUUUGCCAGUUUAAAAACGAACUUUCCAAAAUCACUGGAACUGACAACUUCGAUUUGGACUUUACAAAAGGCGUGUUGCAGUGCAUCGGUCUGAAACAGUUCCAGCAGUACUUGGAGUUGCCGGUCGACGAUCGCGAUACCGAGGUUGGCCGCAAGUGUCUGGAGGAUGCGCUCAUCGCCAUGAAGUACAUGACCAAAAAGUACGCCAGGCGGCAGAUACGGUGGAUUAACAACCGUUUUCUCAAACCUAACGACAAACAGGCUGUCUCGGUGUACCGUCUGGACUGCACCGACCUCAACGAGUGGCAGCGACUGAGCGACCAAGCGGUGGAUUUAGCACAGGUUGUGUUAGGUAGAAAACCUCGCGGUCAACACACGCUGGAGCCAAUCGACAUCAGUGACCAGAAAAUCGUUUUGCCCGUGUAUGGUGACUAUUAUUGCGAAGACUGUUCCAGACCAUUUUCCAAUGACAUACAGUAUAACAUCCAUAUGGGUUCAAAGAAACAUGUUAAAGUGAUGAUGAAACGUAAACGAAAACUUCAGGAUACAAAUUUACACAAUGAGAAAAAAUUGUACACUCAUAGUAAAACAUAAGUUAAUUAAAUUAAAUUGUUACCCAUUAGUUGUAUUGUGAUUACAUUAUAAUUUAAUAAUUUAAUAUGUAGAUUUUUAAAUACAUUGAGGUAAUUCAAAGGACUGAAAAAUUGUAUGAUUUUUAGGUUUUUGAGAAAUGUUUAAACUAUGUAAGCACAGGGUUGAUGUUAAAAUAUUUGUUUUAUAAUGUUAAUGCUUAUGAUCAAGACUGAUUAUAGAUUUUAUUUAAAUAAACUAGCUGUUUUGUAAUGUUUUACCUAAUAUUUAAUGUUGUUAUAGUUGUUAUCAUUAUUUUACUAAUGGAUGAGUUAUUAAAUUCAGAGAUUGUAAACAUUACUAAUUUGUUUAAUGUUUCAAAAUCUUUUUUAAGUAUAUUUUAAAUGUAAUAAUGUAAAAUAAUAUUAUAUAAGUGAGAAACCAUUCA
Messenger RNA from Aphis gossypii (cotton aphid), 2509 nucleotides. RefSeq names its product tRNA dimethylallyltransferase. Gene Ontology annotation, molecular function: tRNA dimethylallyltransferase activity. The record is from RefSeq and is a predicted model, not a curated record. Gene Ontology annotation, cellular component: mitochondrion. Lineage: Eukaryota; Metazoa; Arthropoda; Insecta; Hemiptera; Aphididae. The coding region runs from base 43 to 2085 and encodes 680 amino acids. Gene Ontology annotation, biological process: tRNA modification. The transcript is spliced from 8 exons.